AAUUACGAUCCAACAGUAGAAUUUUCAUAUCGUAAACAGGCUGUCAUUGAUGGUCGUCCAUGUAUGCUUGAAGUAUUAGAUACAGCCGGGCAAGAUUGUGAAGGUGUCGUCCUUUUAUAUUCGACUACAUCAAGACCUACAUUUGAAAGAGUAUAUAGAUAUUAUGAUCAAGUUCUAAGAGUCAAAGAUACUGAAAGUGUCCCCAUGAUUCUUGUUGGCACCAAAUGUGAUAAGCUUAAUGAAAGAGAAAUUGCAAAAGAAGAAGGUAUGUGA
Molecule: messenger RNA, 273 nt
Organism: Racocetra fulgida
Lineage: Eukaryota; Fungi; Glomeromycota; Glomeromycetes; Diversisporales; Gigasporaceae
Source: the annotation of a GenBank genome assembly